UGGCACUCCGGGGCGGCCGCUGGAGCGCCCGCGGCCACCCGCGCCGCCGCCUCCCUGUUCCCCGCGGGCCUUUGGCGAUGGCGGGGCGUUUAGAGAGUCCCCGGAACCUGCUCUGGGCCUGACAGGGAGGCCCGGCGUGCGGCCGGGUGACCCUGGCCGACCGCAGGUAACAGGACCCGGAAGCAGCCGGGAGGCCAGGAACCCGAGACCAGGCCUGGGUGAUCCCUGGUUGCUUGCGGGCCUGCACUCCUCCCGGGAGCUCCCCUCUGCCCUGGGCUGAAGGCUGCGGAAGUGAGUCACCGGUGUGGAGCGUGCUGACGGUCAGGGGUAAUCCUGCCUGUCCAGCUUUAGUGACUUUCUAAAUGCAAAGAGUGGCAAGAGCAUGUGUUUCCCUGGCCCGGCGCGGACAGGGGCAGCCAGGACUCCGUAGCUUAGCAAGGGAGGUGGGUCUUAAAGGAAGCCUGGUUCUGAACCCUGACCCUACACCUGUGUGAAAGCUUCAGCCUUUCUACCGGGGAACCUGAGGCCCCUCUGCCGCUCCACAAAGGGAAGACAGGCUUUGCCUGGUGUUGAUGAUGGUGGAAGCUCCUGCGUGUCAGACCCUGCCUACACCAACCUCCCCCUGGCUUCUUCCCAGACAGUGGGACAGCACUCUGGUAACUCCCAUCUUAACAGGUGGGAAACAGGCUGAGGGAUAGCACUUGCUGCCAGGAGAAGGGUGGAGAGAACUGAAGCUCCAGGUCUCUGACUCACAAAGGCUACUUUUCAACCUACUUGUUUCAGGCCAGCCAGGGUUCUGCUGGCCUGAAAACCUCCAGAAACUACAUGCAGUUCAUGAGCUGGUUUGUGAAGAGCCUGAAGGAAGGCGUUCAUCCUCAUGGCCAUUCAGACAGAGCAGCCCCAGCCGGCUACCCUGUCUCCGGCGUGGGCAUUCUCCUCUCUCCAUGCUCCUGUUCGUGUGCCACCGGCCAAAGGUGACCAGGCCUGGCUUUCAGCGUGGCCGCUAUCAGAGGGGCCAUGGGGAGCUCCGCCUCCUCCCUGGCCACUGAGACUGAGUCAGACCACGGCUUCCCCCGGGGGCCACCAUACCCAGGGCCCCCGGCAGCGGCUGACUGGUGUAGGAAUGGCCCUGGGGGGCCCAUCUGGGGGAGUGCCCUGGUUGCCAGGCAGCACCCACGCCCCCGGGCCCGAAGCCAUACACACUCGCCUGGGUCUAUGGCCGCGGUUGGGGAGUGGUCCUGUGCGCGCUGCACCUUCCUGAACCCUGCUGGCCAGCGCCAGUGCUCCAUCUGUGAGGCCCCUCGGCACAAGCCUGACCUGGACCAGAUCCUGCGGCUCAGCGUAGAGGAACAGAAGUGGCCCUGUGCCCGCUGCACAUUCCGGAACUUCCUGGGCAAGGAGGCCUGCGAGGUGUGUGGCUUCACCCCAGAGCCUGUGCCUGGAGCAUCCUUGCUGCCCAUCAUCAAUGGGAUCCUGCCCAAACCACCCACCAUCCUGGUGGAGCCAAAAGGCAGCUGCAAGGAGGAGACAGGCUCUGUGCGGACAGCAGGGAUAGUGGCCCUAGAGCCAGCUGGAAGAUGCACUGAGGAGAAGGAGCAAGAAGAUGAGGAGGAGGGGGCAGAGCCCGGAAGUGGAUGGGCCUGCCAACGCUGCACAUUGCACAACACACCCGUGGCCAGCUCCUGCUCUGCCUGUGGGGGCCCCCGGAAACUGUCACUGCCCAGGAUCCCCCCAGAAGCCCUGGUGGUACCCGAGGUUGUGGCCCCCACAGGCUUCCAUGUAGUACCUGCCCCACCCCAGCCAGUGCUCCCUGGGGAAGGUGCUGAGGCUGACACUCCCUCCACCAGCCAAGGCCCAGCCUCUGCUGACCAGGAGGCUCCCAGGGUACCUCCUUUCAGCCCCUUCUCACCCACCCUGCAGAACAACCCUGUGCCGCGAAGCCGCCGAGAAGUACCCCCCCAGCUUCAGCCACCUGUGCCUGAGGCUGCUCAGCCCUCUUCCUCCACUGGUUCCAAAGGGCCCCCCCAGGGCCCAGGCCGGGCCACGGCUGCUGGGGCCUCACGCCUGGCAGAGCUGCUUUCAGGCCAGCGGCUAAGUGUGCUGGAGGAGGAGGUGGCCCCAGGGACCAUCCUUGCCCGCUGUGAGGCCUGCAGCCCCUCCCCAGGCAGUGAUGUCAUUGAUCUAGCUGGGGAUACUGUGCGCUACACACCCGCCAGUCCCUCCAGCCCCGACUUCACCACCUGGUCGUGUGCCAAAUGCACACUCAGGAACCCCACAGCUGCCCCCAGGUGCACAGUAUGUGGCUGCUCUAAGCUUCAUGGCUUCCAGGAGCACAGUGAACCCCCCAUCCACUGUCCAGACUGUGGGACUGACAGACCUGGCCCCUCUGCCCACAAGGCCACCAGUCUUCUCUCUGAGCGUCCAGGCCAGUGGGCCUGCCCUGCCUGUACCUUGCUCAACGCACCCCGGGCCAAGCACUGUGCAGCCUGCCACACACCCCAGCUCCUGGUGACCCGGCGCAGGGCUGUGGCGCCCUUAAAGCGUAGAGAGAGUAUGCAUGUGGAGAAGCGGCGGCAGACAGAUGAGGGCGAGGCCAAGGCUCUCUGGGAGGACAUCGUGGCCUUCUGCCGGGAGAACAAGGUGAACUUUGUGGAUGAUAGCUUCCCCCCAGGGCCCGCAUCUGUGGGCUUCCCUGUGGGCGACAGCGUCCAGCAGCGUGUGAAGCAGUGGCUGCGGCCCCAUGAGAUCAACUGCUCCGUCUUCAGGGACCACAGCACUGCAUGGUCUGUCUUCCACACGCUCCGGCCCUCAGACAUCCUGCAGGGGCUGCUUGGGAACUGCUGGUUCCUGAGUGCCCUGGCAGUGCUGGCUGAACGGCCUGACCUGGUCGAACGGGUGAUGGUCACCCGCAGCCUGUGCGCAGAGGGCGCCUACCAGGUGCGGCUGUGCAAGGAUGGCACGUGGACCACAGUGCUGGUGGAUGACAUGCUGCCCUGUGACGAGGCCGGCUUCCUUCUCUUCUCGCAGGCGCAGCGGAAGCAGCUGUGGGUGGCCCUCAUCGAGAAGGCGCUGGCCAAGCUGCAUGGCUCCUACUUUGCCCUCCAGGCAGGGCGCGCCAUCGAAGGCCUGGCCACACUCACCGGCGCCCCCUGCGAGAGCCUGGCGCUGCAGGUCAGCUCCACUAACCCCCGCGAGGAACCCGUUGACACUGACCUCAUCUGGGCCAAAAUGCUGAGUUCUAAGGAGGCUGGGUUCCUCAUGGGUGCCUCCUGUGGUGGGGGCAACAUGAAGGUAGAUGAUGCUGCCUAUGAGAGCCUGGGCCUGCGUCCCCGCCACGCCUACUCUAUCCUGGACGUCCGUGAUGUCCAGGGCUCAAGCCCUGUGAUCCUCAGGCUCCUACGACUGCGGAACCCCUGGGGCCGUUUCUCCUGGAAUGGCAGCUGGUCAGACGAGUGGCCACACUGGCCUGGGCACCUGCGGGGCGAGCUUAUGCCACGUGGCAGCAGUGAGGGUGUGUUCUGGAUGGAGUACAGCGACUUCAUCAGGUACUUCGAUUCUGUGGACAUCUGCAAGGUGCACUCAGACUGGCAGGAGGCGCGGGUGCAGGGCUGCUUCCCCAGCUCAGCCAGCGGGCCAGUGGGCGUGACGGCACUCACGGUGCUAGAGCGAGCCUCGCUGGAGUUCGCCCUUUUCCAGGAGGGCAGCAGGCGUUCGGACGUGGGGGACAGCCACCUCCUGGAUCUGUGCAUCCUGGUGUUCCGGGCCACCUUCGGCAGUGGUGGCCGCCUAAGCCUGGGCCGCCUCCUGGCCCACAGCAAGAGAGCAGUCAAGAAGUUUGUGAACUGUGACGUCAUGCUGGAGCCCGGAGAGUACGCAGUGGUGUGCUGUGCCUUCAACCACUGGAGUCCCACUCCACCAGGGCCCCCCACCAUGCAGGCCUCCAGCCCCUCUACAGGGGUUCCGCGAGGUACCCCUGAGCCUCCUGGCCACGUGCUUGCGGUGUACAGCUCGAGGCUAGUCAUGGUGGAGCCAGUAGAAGCGCAGCCCACCACUCUGGCGGACGCCAUCAUCCUGCUCACUGAGAGCCGGGGAGAGCGGCACGAGGGCCGCGAGGGCAUGACCUGCUACUACCUUACACAUGGCUGGGCGGGGCUCAUCGUGGUGGUGGAGAACCGGCACCCCAAGGCCUACCUGCACGUGCAGUGCGACUGCUCCGACAGCUUCAACGUGGUGUCCACGCGCGGCAGCCUGCGCACCCAGGACAGCGUGCCGCCCCUGCACAGGCAGGUCCUGGUGAUCCUGUCCCAGCUGGAAGGCAAUGCAGGCUUCUCCAUUACUCACCGCCUGGCACACCGCAAGGCAGCCCAGGCCUUCCUCAGCGACUGGACAACCUCCAGGGGCACCCACAGCCCCCCACUCACACCUGAAGUUGCUGGCCUACAUGGGCCCCGGCCGCUGUGACUGCUGCGUCCUGGGGCGAGGGCUGUGUGUGGACUGCCCACUGCCUCUCACACGCACUUUAUGAGGGAGACCCCAACGGAGGACGCUUGAACCAGAAUCUCAGGACCCCACCUAGGGAGCCACCAGCCUCAGGGCGCAGCUUCCCUUGGGCCCCCCACCCCUGCCCUGUCCCUCCUCUCCCCUCCCAGCCCCUCAGUCCCCAGGCCAGGCCUCCCAGCUGCCAAGCAGAAUACCUCGAACUGGACAGGCUGCUUACUGGCCACUCUGACCUGCCACCUGGGGACAAUUUCAGGUGGCCAGGGCCAAAAUGGGGGCUGCCCCUUCACAGUGAGUGUGGGGUCUCCUACCAGGGAGAGGCAACCAAGAGCUCUGUUCACAAAACCAAAUCUGGGGUCAGGAGCCAAGACCCCAUGGAGAGUCGGGACCACCCCCCUGUGGGGCUCAAGGUCUGCAGCUUCCCCUCUCAGUUUGCCCUAAGAGCCAGCCAGCCUCCUUGCCUCAAGGAGGCAAGCAGGGGUCCCUGGAAAACUGGCAUUUGAGUAGUGCACCUCAGCAGGCAGGUGCCUGGUGGCCACAGGCCAGGGCUCAGGGUCAGAGGGGUCCCUGUCUAGCUGCCCCUCCUGCGACACUAUGCAAUUCCUGGAGCACCUACCAGGAUCGAAGCCAUGACGGGCAGUGGGUCGGGGUGCUGGGCCAGCCCUGCUGUCUGGCGAAGUGUUCUGUCCUCAGCAUCCUGACCAUGGCCAGGUAGCCAGGGUCCAGCACCCUGCACCAGUCCCAUCCCAUGGCCUCAGCCCAGCCCAUCAUGGGCACAACAGGGCAUAGCUGCUGCCCAUUAGAAGCCCGGGAGCUGAGCUGCCUACCUGUCCAGCAUCCCCCCAGCUGUGUAUUGAGGCCAGAGUUCUUGUCUGCUGCAGGGACACGAGUCCAGCUCCCUGGGUCCCCUGCCCGGCCACCACUGUCCUGCAGCUCCCGGGCAGCAGGCAGCCAGCCUGCCCACGGCUCUCGCAUCCCACGGGGGUUGUGGGUUUUUACACCUAGAGAAACAUUCCCCCUUCCCCAGGCCUCCUUUCCUCUGAGCUGUGAAUGUUUUUAACCCUGUAAAUACGGUCAGCUCUUUGGACACGCAGGCUGUUUUACCAGCUGUCAGUCCCUCCCUGUCCAAGGCUCCACAGGCGGUUCCCACUCAGGCUCCAAGGACCAAAUAAAAUCAUUUUGUUUUGUAA
Messenger RNA from Marmota monax (woodchuck), 5687 nucleotides. RefSeq names its product calpain 15 (gene Capn15). NCBI's taxonomy places the organism in Eukaryota, Metazoa, Chordata, Mammalia, Rodentia, Sciuridae. Gene Ontology annotation, biological process: proteolysis. Gene Ontology annotation, molecular function: calcium-dependent cysteine-type endopeptidase activity. The transcript is spliced from 13 exons. The coding region runs from base 1018 to 4461 and encodes 1147 amino acids. Gene Ontology annotation, cellular component: cytoplasm. The record is from RefSeq and is a predicted model, not a curated record.